Messenger RNA from Effrenium voratum, 805 nucleotides. Lineage: Eukaryota; Dinophyceae; Suessiales; Symbiodiniaceae. The record is from the annotation of a GenBank genome assembly.
CAUGGGGAUUCACUCAACUCCCCACAGUCAGGGGACGCGCUCUGAUUCUGUCCUUGGAAACAAGUAACCUAGACCGAUGCUCGAGUGUGCCGCACCCUGGCCGAAGUGACCCCGUGCCAUGCACUGGACGCGCUGGAUCUGGGUGCUCGCCUUUCUGGUGCCUGAGGUGCUCCUGAAGGCUCGAAGCCACCAGCAGGCGCUGGAAGGCUCGCUGGAACUGCAGCUGCCGCAGCAGCACCUGAGGAUCGAAUGGGGGUACCACCUGAACCAGGGCUCAGCUGUGGGCUUUUGGUUCCCCUCGGUGCAGAGGGCCUUAGGCCCGCACGGCUCCACGCUGAUGAUUUGCCUCGGGGUCCUUUUCAGCGCCUUCUUCGUGCUGUGGGCGCAGCACCGGGUGGCCAGCACGUGUGGUCACUGGGGCUUGCUGUUCCUGGUGGCCGGCGGAGCCGGCAAUUUGGUCGACCGGCUCAGUGUGGGCGGCGUUAUUGAUUAUUGGCUGCUGCAGCUGCAGGGCGUGAUCAACACGUCCUUUUACUGGAAUCUUUCGGAUUUGUACAUUGACAUCGCCAUCUUUCUGCUGCUGCUUGCAGUUGCGAGAGGCGACCUGGACGACUCAGACACCACGGACUCGGGUGACUCAAACGAGUUGCAAGGCGAGAAGAAGCAGCAGUGAGUUGCUGAAUCCGCGACAUGGCGAGCCGAAGAGCCGAACGCCCUCGCUCCAUUCGCGAAAGUCCAGUGAGAAACCCGGGAAAGAGGAGCCGACAAGCCAUCAGAGGUUAGAAGGGCGCAAUGGGAGCGCGCA